GCUCCGCGCGCCGCCCUCACGGCUCCGCGCGCCGCCCUCACGGCUCCGCGCGCCGCCGCCCUCACGGCUCCGCUCCGCGCCCCGCAGGCCGGAUUGCGUAACGCGCCCGAGCUGCAGGAUUACGGCAUGCGGAUUAGGGAUUACCUUGGUUCAGCAGAUUGUCCUCUCCCUGUCUGAAAGAUUACACCAGCAGAGUUAAGAAUACCUGUUUGCUGUGAGCAAAGUGUAGCUGUGAGCCAACUCAAGAGGACGCCUUUGCGUGGGGACCUUGCUGUUACAUCCCAGUAUCACAGGGAACUGCCAGUUCAGAUUGUCUUCUAUGGACAGUACAGUUAAAAAGCUAGAGAAGCCACCCGAGGUCCCAUGAAAACCAGAACCAUCUACUUAUAAAGUGCUGUUGCCUCUGACCAAGAACAAAAAUUGUUGUUGGAAUAAUAUGCGAACAGAUCAUGAAGAACUCUGUGGCACCAGUUAUGGAUCUUUUUGCCUAAAUGGAGGGAUUUGUUAUAUGAUUCCUACUGUAUCCAGUCCAUUCUGCAGGUGUAUUGAGAAUUACACAGGAGCUCGUUGUGAGGAAGUUUUGCUGCCCAGCAUCAAAUCCCAAACAAAAGGUGACCUGUUUGCAGCUUUCUUGGCUUCCCUUCUUCUUCUAGGAGUUCUUGUAAUUGGAGCAUUCUACUUCCUUUGCAGGAAAGUUUAUAUUCCAAGGACAAAUUCUUCAGAGUAUGGUGCCAACCUUGUUGAAACUACAAGCAGCAAUGGCUGCAACAAAAUAACAACAGCCUAAAGAAUUAGAGUAGAAGAAUGGUGGAGAAAUAACAUGCAGAGCAACCCUAAGAAUCUAAGUUGUAGAAGGUGACAUGGUAAGCAAGAUGAGAGAAGAAAGUUGACUGAAACAGAAGGCUGACAUGUUGGAGAAGACUUCAUCUAAGACUUAAACAGUUGCACUUACUGGAGUUUCUAUGUACUUUUAAAACUGUAUCAAUUAUACAGAAAUCACUAUAAUUUAUGUUUGAAUUCUGUGAGAUUUUUUUAUGGUUUUCAAUAAUGCACAGGUAGAUGCACGGGAUAAUUUUGGGUUUUACUACAUAGGAAAUAAAUAAAAUACAAUAUUUAUUUUACUGCACAGAGAAUGAGAUAUCACAGGAUUUUAGCGUGAGAUGAUACUAUGAAUUUUUGAUAGUGGUUUUUAAUUUUUCACAGGAUUUCACCAGAGGAGCUGAAGCCUGUCUUGAUUCAAUAGUUUCAAAAUUGAUAUUUGUGAUACAUGUCCAGAAUUUGGCUUGUUUCAGACCUUUACCAGAUGUAGGGGAAAACCCCCUGUCUUUCUCCCAGCUAAUACUUUUCUUUUUUUUUUUUUUUUUUUUUUUAAUAUUGUAACACAAGAUCAGCACGAGGUACCAUUGGUAGUUUAUUGCCCAGGUUCCUGGCACACAAUUUUUAUUCAAAUAAAGGGAAAUAUUAAGAAAAGAGAUUGAUAAUGGUUUAAAAAGUUUUUUAGGCAGAGUAUGGUGCACAUUCCUAAUACUAAGCGAGACAUCUUCCUUCAUAGUUUUUAAUUUUGGCUGGCUUUCUUCUGAAAAUCUCACUACUGAGGGAAAUUCAAACUUUACCUUGAAUGUUCCAGUUGAUAUUUCAGAUAGCAGAGAUCAGGAAUUUUAUUUGUCAGGUCAAUUUCUGACACAAAAUAUUAUCCAGACAGGUAUCUUGGCUGAAAAAAUGCUGUCCUCUCCAAAGAUUUUUUUUUUUUAUUCACAUAAGCAUCUGCUGAUCACACUGAUUAUAUGCCACACUUUGGUCCAUUAAAGGAUUCUCUUACUCAGACAAAGAGAGGCCAUCUACCAUGCUCCAUGUCUUUUUUUUUUUUUUUUUUUUUUCCUUCAAAACACAAAGAGGAUGCCUGGUUAGUCAGAGGCAUGGAAAAUAUGAACUGAACAAUUUUUUUUUUCAACUUAUUUCUAGCACUGGCGGCAGAAACCAGCAAAAAAUCAAGAUAUGUUUCCAUAGUGGCACAUUAUCAAGGAGGUGAUUAUAUGGGAUUUGUAAGUUUUUAUUGAAGGGAAGAUUAACUGAGGAAAUUAAUGAAUUAAAAGGUGAGAAAAUUCAGAACAGAGAUUUCUUAUCUCCAAAAGAAACAAUCUAAAGAUUUAUAAAAACAUAGGUGCAGAGAAAAUGUUGAAUAAACUCCUAUUUCUAGGAUGUCUACUACAUGCUCUAGUGUCAGAAAAAGCAGUGUAUAAUUUAUAUCAAUGUAGAAAAAAGCACAGUGGGAGAGGGAAGAAAAGGCACUUGGGUACAGUGCGUACGGUGAGAAGUCAAAGAGAAAUUAUGUUACAAUGGUUACUAGAACACAAACCAGAAUAAUUCAUUACCUUCUGAAAACUCCUGUCAGAGAGGUCAGAGUCCAAGUUAGUGCUUAGCAGUGAAAGGAGAAUCUGAGGGCACCAAGUCAGGUAGAGGACCUGAUCCAGAGAUAAGUUAUAUAAAGCUCUAGGAGAUCACUUUCUCCCCAAAUUAAGCAAUCAUUACAUGUUAUUUUCUGGACUUCAAAUCUUCAGCAGAUAAGCUGAAGGAAACUGAUAAUAUUGUUGUAAAGGCUAGGAAAUAUAGAAGUUAUUUUUCAUUACAUAGGGACAGGCCGCUGUUGUACAGAGUUCAAGAUCUGCGUAGCAGCAAUGACAGCUACAUCAGAAUCAGCAUUUCCUGAAGGACUUUGCACAGAUCAGUUAAAAUUUAUCAGAGAUGACACCUGGUAGAUCACUUUGCUGUGUUAUUGAUCAUAAGACAGUCAGGUUCACAGUUUGGUAUACUGUAUCCACUGAAGAAGGAAAAGGCUUUUGAUCAUCCUAAGUGGCAAUUCAGGAAGGAGAUAUUAAUAGAAGAUACAAGAAAUAAAUAGACUGUCUAAGCUCUCAGAAUCAUGUCAGCUUUCUAGACAUACAUGGAAUAAUUACUCAUUGUUACUGAGCUUGUGUGCACUAUUUGGGAAACAAAGUUUCCCCACUACAAAAAGUGGGGCUGAAUAAACUGACCCCAUGUUUAAAGGCGAACAAGCUGAUUUAGGAAUCACUGUUAUUUGUGAAGGAAAUGCUAUUAGCAAUUCCGACCGCCUCGAACCCAUUGCACCCAAGAACAUUUCAGCUUCUAAAAUUAUUUCAAUUCACAAACUUUGUGACUAUGAUGUUCAAAUCAAAAUGUCAUCAGGCUACAGAUUAAUUUUCAGGUGGUCAAAUGUCACCGAAAGUACAGGGUAGCAUUAUAUAUAUUUUAAUAAAACAGUGCAACACUCUUUAGCAAUGAUUGUUUACAAAAUUAAUGAAGUAGUUCUGUGAGCAAUUAAGGAAACACCAGUUCCAAAGGAUCAGAUCUUGUGGUUGGAGUCAUUGGAAUCUUAACAAUUAUUAUAUGUUUAUGAAAGGGUGAGUAAUAAGGGCUCUCUCCUGUCUGACUCCCAUUUUCAUGAAAGAGAAGAUCUCAUAUCUUUGAAAUUACCUCUCCACUAGCUGAAAGGUUAUGUAGGGAAGAAACUGGAAAAGACUAAUUUCCUAAGAAACUCCAUUACUGUUGAGUACACAACAAUCUAUUAGAGUGUUAUGUCAAAAAUUCUUUUAUGCUUGGGGAUCAUGUUAUCCUACCAGAACCUUGUAGUAAAAGUCUCUUCAUAAUGUAUUCCAAAAACCUUUUAAUCACUUGCAGAACUGACAGCCAUUAGCAGGAAAUCUAUUUAUAGACCUAUAAGUUAUAUAUAUGCUUAUAUGUUACUUAAUAUAAAUUUGUUUUUCAUUAGCAGCCCAAACAAACACUGGAGCAAAGUGCAGUUAAAGUUACAGUUAAAGAAAGUCAAAUGGCUUUUCAAAGAAAAUGAGGAUUUCUCUGUGCCACAUAGUCUUGUGUUUGAUAAUGGUAACAUCAGGCAGAAAAACCAACAGAAGUCCAUUUGGUAGCACUCCCCAUUUUAAAGAUAAUGUCAAUGUUGUACAGCUCCUUCAAAAUUUACUGCACUAAAAGAAAACAUUUUCCUUCUGGCCCUGAAUUUCUGAAGAGCUGUAGAGAGACUCUUGAUUGUGUAACUCAGUUAUUUGAAAUUGGAAAGCCAGGAAGAAAUGCGGGCUAGAAUUUCUCACAGCAGAAAUUGUCGUUAUUCUGAGUCAGUUCCCUGCUUGUGCUUAUCCAAGUCUGUUCCUGCUCUCCUGGUGACUGUAACACAAUCUGUAUGUAAGGCAAGAGAUCCAUUUCAUGAUAGCAGAGCAGGCAAUACAAACCCUGUGAAAUAGGAACAGUCACUGAUACUCCACUAAACCUUUCAGCAGGAACCAUUUCUAGAGCUGCAGAACCUGAAAUAACAGAAGAUACUGCUGGUUUUGGUCCCCAAAUUAAAGCCACAACCAAUUUUUAAUACUUUUUAAUGCAUCUCUGUGUGAGUUUCUGUACCAUUUGAAAACUUUUUUCUGUGCAUAUUAAAAAGAGACUGUUUUCAAAUUAUCCUCUCAAUGCCAAGUAUUAUUUAAUCUAAAACUUCUGUGCAGGCCAACAAUGGGCUGUAAAAAUCUGGGUGAGCUUCCACAGAUGGUGUUUUUUAGAGGGCUGGAUCACUUGAAUCUAUGUUGUACAUUCUCCAUCACAGAGUUCGCUGCCAUUCAGAUAUUUUCACCAGUUCUGAAGAUUCUAGGAGAGUUGCUCUUUUGAGAGGAUUAUUGCCAUAUUGACAACUCAGCUAAGAUGCAUUUAUUAAAAAAAAAAGCUGUUUCUAACUCUUAUAGCUGUGAAAAUUUAUCAUGGGAGGGUGACAAGACCUGCCACUGAAUCAGUGAUGUGAAUCUCUGAAACAUUUCUUUUCAGAAUUUUAAGCUACCUGCUCAGGGAAAAUAUACCAGUGAGAUGUAAUGAUGAAAAUUUACACAUUGUAUUUCAAAAGCAUUUAGAAACACAUAUGCCAAUGUGGGAAUAUUUUUUUUUCCCAUCUAAAUUAUCAAAACACUUGGAAAAAAAAGUCAAAUUAGCUAUUUCUCUGCUGAUAAUUCUAAGUAUCCAGGUGAUACCACUUCCAAAUAAUCCAAACCUCUCUUAGGCAUUUCCUUUGAGUUUUCAAUUUUUCACUGUAGCUGUAUGCUCUCUUUAGAAUAAUACCCCACACUGUCCUGAAAUGGUGGUAGGAAUGAAAAAAUCAAUUAAAUGGCCCUACAAAUGUUUAAACUGGUAUUUGUUUGACCUAAACCUGUAGUACAGGACCAAUGCACACCAGCAGCAGAAAUAAGCUUGGUUUACCUCGCUGCACACCUUGGAGCCUACAGUUCAGAAUCCCCUCAAGGCUGAUCUGGAGUCCUGCUGAAAGUCCUGAAGCUGAGAAAUGGACUUAGCAACAGGAAAAACUGCAGAUGAUAAUAAGCCUCAAACAACUGUGUUACCUGCAAUUGUGUGCAGAACAUACAACUGCUUUAUAUUAAGAUUAAAUGGAUUUUAGAGAUCCACCAGAGAUUCAUAAAGUAAAAAAAAUCUUCUCCACCAUGAAAUCAUGAAAAAUAAUCUUACAGUGGAGGAAAUAAUUACUUUCUUAAUGUUUGCUCAGUGCUCAGAAACUAUAAGAGAUCCUAUAACAGACCACUUAACUGUACACUUAAGAUCUUUGUAACUUCUACUUAUGCAAACUUCUAUACUUCAAAUGUUAUUUUUCUGUAUCAUUCUGUUGAGUAAAACAGAAGCAUGUAUCUGAA
Messenger RNA from Taeniopygia guttata (zebra finch), 5711 nucleotides. RefSeq names its product neuregulin 4 (gene NRG4). NCBI's taxonomy places the organism in Eukaryota, Metazoa, Chordata, Aves, Passeriformes, Estrildidae. Gene Ontology annotation, biological process: positive regulation of cell population proliferation; epidermal growth factor receptor signaling pathway; positive regulation of mitotic nuclear division. The record is from RefSeq and is a predicted model, not a curated record. Gene Ontology annotation, molecular function: growth factor activity; epidermal growth factor receptor binding.